Molecule: messenger RNA, 1970 nt
Organism: Vigna umbellata (rice bean)
Lineage: Eukaryota; Viridiplantae; Streptophyta; Magnoliopsida; Fabales; Fabaceae
Product: CBL-interacting serine/threonine-protein kinase 25-like
Biological process (GO): protein phosphorylation; signal transduction
Molecular function (GO): ATP binding; protein serine/threonine kinase activity
Source: RefSeq, a predicted model, not a curated record
GAUAUGGGUGAGGUUAUGGGAGAGCCAUACAUUUAUCUAUCAAACUAUGGGUUUUGGCAAGCCCCACAAAAAGUAAAUACCAGCUUCUCCAAUGGUUUCCACCCACACUUGCUUUUUAUUUUUGUAUUCCACACCCUAAAACCAGUUAACCAUCACUCACUUAUAAGUGCUUCUCUCCUCUAAACGUUUUUUUAACCUAAACAAACUUUAUCAAAAUCUUAUUUCUUCCGUCAAUUACGCUCCUCCCUCUCUCUUCUCUUCUUUCAGAGAACGGAAGAAAUCAAAUGGGGUUCCAGAAUCCACCGCACAUCACCUGAAAAGGAGGAAAAAAGUAUGUUGGUGGGUGUGGUUUUGGAGUGAUCAUAAUCAUCAUCAUAAUCAUCAUCAUCAUCAGUGAUUGAGUAUGGAAGAGUGUCAGACGGUGUUCGGAAAAUACGAGUUGGGGAGGCUUCUAGGGAAGGGGACGUUUGCCAAAGUGUAUUAUGGGAAGCAAAUAAGCACGGGCGAGAGCGUGGCGAUCAAAGUAAUGAGCAAAGAGCAGGUGCGGAAAGAAGGAAUGAUGGAACAGAUCAAACGCGAAAUCUCUGUUAUGCGUUUGGUGCGACAUCCAAACGUUGUCGAACUCAAGGAGGUCAUGGCCACGAAGACCAAAAUCUUCUUCGUCAUGGAAUACGUCCGUGGCGGCGAACUCUUCGCCAAAAUCUCCAAAGGAAAACUCAAAGAAGAUCAGGCCCGCAAAUAUUUCCAGCAAUUGAUUAGCGUCGUUGAUUACUACCACGGUAGAGGGGUCUCUCACCGCGAUCUCAAACCCGAGAAUCUCCUCCUCGACGACGACGAAAACCUCAAAAUCUCCGACUUCGGUCUGUCUGCGCUGCCCGAACAGCUUCGUUACGACGGACUCCUCCACACGCAGUGCGGGACCCCUGCCUACGUGGCGCCGGAAGUCUUGAGAAAAAAAGGAUACGACGGUUCAAAAGCCGAUAUCUGGUCAUGCGGCGUCGUUCUAUACGUUCUUCUGGCUGGGUUUCUCCCCUUCCAACACGAGAAUCUGAUGACCAUGUAUAACAAAGUCCUGAGAGCAGAAUUCGAUUUCCCGCCCUGGUUUUCUCCCGAAUCAAAGAGGUUGAUCUCCAAGAUUCUCGUGGCGGACCCUGCCAAGAGAACCUCCAUUUCCGCCAUCACGCGCGUCCCCUGGUUCCGCAAAGGCCUUCCGUUGUCCUCCGUCGCCGACACGUGUCAGGUCGACAAGCAGGAGACGGUCAUGGAGGAGGCUAAUAAUUCCAAGGUUCCCAAAUUCUUCAACGCCUUCGAGUUCAUCUCCUCCAUGUCAUCGGGCUUUGAUCUCUCGGGCCUGUUCGAGACCAAGCGGAAGACGGCCACGGUGUUCACCUCCAAGUGUUCCGCGGUGUCGAUUAUGGCCAAGAUCGCCGCGGCGGCCAGGGGGCUGAGUUUCACGGUGGCCGAGGUGAAGGACUUCAAGAUCCGGCUCCAGGGGACGGCCGUGGGAAGGAAGGGGCGGCUCGCGAUCACGGCGGAGGUGUUCGAGGUGGCGCCGGAGGUAGCCGUGGUGGAGUUUUCGAAGUCCUCCGGCGAUACCUUGGAAUACGCGAAGUUUUGCGACGAGGACGUUAGGCCCGCGCUGAAGGACAUUGUCUGGACGUGGCAAGGGGAUGCCACGUGCGCUGUUAACGUCCCCGGCUGUCACGGUGAGGAGUGUCAAAAGCAGGUCGUUAGCACUGUAUAAUUAAAUUAGUUAAUUAUAAUUAGUGUGGCAGAUAGAUACUGUGACACGUUCUAACUAAUUUUGUUCUGCUUUGGCUUUGAGUUUGUCGCCUUUCGUCUUUAUUCCCUGCCUAAUUUUUAGAACGUAGGGUUUUGCACCUUUUCAAAGUGAGACUGUAUAUAAAUUGUAAAAUUGUAAUUAUGAUGGUGCUGUUACUUUCGGAAUAUGGAAGCCAUUACCGUCUCCC